Messenger RNA from Abrus precatorius (Indian licorice), 1359 nucleotides. Its product is annotated as vacuolar sorting protein 39-like. Gene Ontology annotation, biological process: autophagy; intracellular protein transport; endosomal vesicle fusion. The transcript is spliced from 7 exons. Bases 1 to 1359 code for a protein of 452 amino acids. NCBI's taxonomy places the organism in Eukaryota, Viridiplantae, Streptophyta, Magnoliopsida, Fabales, Fabaceae. Gene Ontology annotation, cellular component: cytoplasm; membrane. The record is from RefSeq and is a predicted model, not a curated record.
AUGGAAAAGCAACACGGUCCCGUAGCUCAGUUGGAAGUAGUAGUAUCUGUAAGUCCACACUCCACAGAAGUUGGUGGUGUAUUUAUUGUGCCAGCCGCUUGUGGGACCGACCCCAUACUUGUUCUGGAGUUCUCAAUGCUUGUUCUUGAAAGCUGUCCAUCUCAAACUGUUGAGCUCUUUCUGUCCGGAAAUAUUCCAGCUGAUAUGGUGAACUCAUAUUUGAAGCAGCAUUCUCUAAACAUGCAAGCUAGGUACUUGGAGUUUAUGCUUGCAAUGAAUGAGAAUGCCAUAUCGGGCAAUUUGCAGAAUGAAAUGGUACACAUCUAUCUUUCUGAAGUACUCGAGUGGCAUGCUGCUUUAAGUGCUCAACAAAAAUGGGAUGAGAAAGCUUAUUCCCCAACAAGGAAAAAGCUAUUGUCUGCCUUAGAGAGCAUAUCAGGAUACAGUCCAGAGGCUUCGCUAAAACGACUUCCACCAGAUGCUUUAUAUGAAGAGCGAGCAAUAUUGUUGGGAAAUAUGAACCAACAUAAACUGGCAUUAUCUUUGUAUGUUCACAAGCUUAAUGUCCCGGAACUGGCAUUGUCUUAUUGUGAUCGGGUCUAUGAGUCUACUCAUCUGCCAUCUUUAAAAUAUUCCAGCAACAUAUACCUUGUGCUUCUACAAAUCUAUUUGAAUCCUCGAAGGACCACAUCAGGUUUUGAGAAGAGAAUUACAAAUCUGUUAUCCCCACAGAAUACAACCAUUCCAAAAGUUAGUUCAUUGACAUCAGUAAAAAGUAGAGGCCGAGGAUCAAAGAAAAUUGCUGCAAUAGAGGGUGCAGAAGACACAAAAGUUAGUUUGAGCAGCACUGACAGUGGCAGGAGUGAUGGUGAUGCAGAUGAAUACAGUGAGAGUGGUUCUACUAUCAUGCUUGAUGAGGUCCUUGAUUUGUUGAGCCGCAGGUGGGAUAGAAUAAAUGGAGCUCAGGCUCUUAAACUUUUACCAAAAGAGACUAAAUUACAGGACCUGCUUUCGUUUCUUGGACCCCUUCCGAGAAAAUCUAGUGAAAUGUACCGAAAUUGUUCAGUGAUAAAGAGCUUGAGACAGAGCGAGAACCUUCAGGUGAAAGAUGAACUCUAUGGUCAGAGGAAAGCAAUUGUAAAGAUAACCAGUGAUAGCAUGUGUUCUCUGUGCCAUAAGAAAAUAGGGACUAGUGUUUUUGCAGUCCACCCCAAUGGGCAAAGGAGUAGGCAAAGGAUCUCAAUUGAGGAAGCGAUUGUAAAACUGAAGGGCCAUACCGAUGGGUGGUCCAAUUGUCUCGUGUGUGUGUACGCUUUUUACCCAUGGUACCUGCUGGUCGGUGGAUUAUUACCGCAGUGA